GCCGAGCUCUACGUGGGUCCUGGUACAUUUCUGCGUUGAAGGGAAGCCUCAUCAGAGCUCCCGAAGCCUCUGGUAGCUCCUCUGGUCCAACUCUCCAAAAACCACCCUAAACACCCCACAAAAAAAUUCUCCAGAGAAAAAGAAGUCCUUCGGAGAUCCGUCUGUAUUGCAUUGGAUCUUGACCAAGUUGUUCAGCGUAACAGCCCACAAAGUAUUGCCACCAUGCACUACCUCGGAAUGAACAGUCCAAUCUCAGUGACAGAUAAUGCUGGUCCUCAGCAGGGAGUCUCUCAGCACUGUCUCUUGAUCCGAAACGCUGCCUACUUCAAUCGAGAAGGCGCUACCCGCCUCGUUACUGGGGACUUGGACGGCGCGUUUGCUCCUCUCUUUGCAGCUCUCGAGACGCUGGCUCUUGCCGGGGGCUUGCUGCCGUCGCAGGGGAUCCUAUCUGCCUACUUUGCUCGAACGUUUCCCUUCGAGCAAGCGCCGAAGCGUCCGUCUCCAAAAAACACCCGCCCCAGCCGUGAUGAAGGAUCCUACUUUGUCUACGGAAAUCCAUUCGUCUUCCAACCCAUCGAUGUGGAUACCCCUGAGUAUGCCACAAACUGUACUGCGGUCUGUUUGUUCAACCUGGCGCUGGCAUAUCACAAGAGAGGUCAAUUGGCAGACUCUCAAUCUCUCUUUCGUGCCCGAACCCUCUACGCCAUGAGCCUUCAGUUGGUGGACAGCAUGUCCUGCCAGGCGGCGUGUGCCAAUCUCAAGGUCGCUGGAACCAACAACAAGGCCCACGUUCACUUUGAAGUAAGUGAUGUGGGCGAUGCCAAGAAUACCCUUCGAGAUCUUUUGAUUAUCCUCGGCACCAAGGGCCAUCCACCACCCUUUGCCGAAGAUGAAAUUGAAAAGUUCUACAUGAACAUUUUGCACCUGAAUGGAUCCACGUUGGCGGCUGCAGCCUGAUUACAAAAAUACAAUCGAGAGCCCUCCUUAUCAUCCUCCUGAACAGCAUAUCCUUGCUUCUGACCAAACUCUGUACAUACAUUACAGCAAGGGAAAGGCGAAAGCUACCCACAAAACUCCAAGCAAGAACGAGAACGUCCCUUAUUCUAUUUACUUUUUCAGCUUGUUGGAUUCCCAGUACAUUGUAUAGACCUUUACAUUUUCUAAACGUUACAAUUAAGUUAUAGUGAACAACAUCAUCUAUCU
Molecule: messenger RNA, 1203 nt
Organism: Seminavis robusta
Lineage: Eukaryota; Bacillariophyta; Bacillariophyceae; Naviculales; Naviculaceae
Source: the annotation of a GenBank genome assembly